AUGAAGUCUCGAAAUCUUUACGGUCCCGUUCAUUUGUCGAAUGUGAAGGCAACAUGGGGAGGCUCAACAGGAGGUGUUUUAGCUGUGCGUUUCGUUUGUCGCUUAUCAUUGCUAAUCCUGUUCAAUGGGGGUGUCGUGUUGAGCAAGGACGUACCAGAGGCGUUGUCUCAAGAGGGCUCUUCUAAAUUGGCAGCAGGAGCAUAUCGGGCCCCCGCAACUUUUGAGGGGGAAGAAAAAUGGGACCAGAGCUACAUUUUCAACCCAUCCCCUGCAUUCUGGAAGCCUUUUGAGUCCUUUCGCGUAUCGUCUUUUCCCCCACACGACUUAGGUCACCACCCACGGGAACCGCACCGGCUUAUAUUUGCUUCGUGCAAUAGACAACCAGAAGGGCUGGAUGAGGAGCAUGAUUUGGAAGGGCGGCGUGUCUGGAAAUACAUCAGCCGCCGAAAGCCUCGGGCUUUUCUUUGGAUGGGGGACAAUGUAUAUGCGGAUCACAUGCAGCUUCCAACUGCAAAAGAUUCGAGGAAUUUUUUGUGGAAGCUUUCGGAGGGGAAGAAACCAAUCCCGCCACCAGGCCUCAUCGCAGCAUACAAUAGUCAACUUGCCAAUAACGAAUAUAGGGAAUUCUUGAAGAGAGUACCUGCUGUUGUAGGGACUUGGGAUGACCAUGAUAUGGGUGAAGACAAUGCCAACAAGAUGUACUCUUUCAAAUAUGAAUCGAAGGAAGCCAUGCUCGACUUCUUGGGCGUAAGCAGAUCUGAGGCCAUUCGCUCGCUAGAAUGGAGAGGCGUGUACUCAUCUCACCAAAUCUACCUGGGGGAAGAUUUGACUGUUAAAUUGAUUUUUCUUGACCUGCGCUUUGAAAAAGAUAGCUGGUGGCUCAUGGAUCUCGGUGACAUGCUUGGAGAGCAGCAGUGGGCGUGGCUACAGCAGGAACUUCAAAUGUCGACGGCAGAUGUCAAUGUAAUUGUCUCAUCCCUGCAGACGUUUGCUAAUCACAGAUUAGUAACAGAGACCUGGAGUCACUUCCCAUGGGCUCGAGAGCGGCUUUUUGCGCUUCUAGCAGGCUCUGCUGCUAAAACACCGAUUAUCCUCUCAGGGGACACGCACUAUGCGGAGUUUGCAGCUGUACAUUGCCAGCGCCUCCCCGAAAACUGGUGCCUUAACGAGCCAGAAGCCAGAAGCUUUUUGACUGCAUUCCACAAUCUUACAACUGGGAAUCCUACUCCCCUCCAGCAACUACGGCGACUGGCUGACUCUGAUGGCGAUGAGCUGGAUCUGAAGCAAGGACAAGCUGAAGGCCACAAAACGAGCAGUGGCUGCGAUCCUUCAUUGCAAUGCUGUAUUCCAUUGCACACCGAAUCACCUCUCUUCCGGUGGAUUCCUCGCCACCUCCCAUUUUUCUUGUUAGCCCUUUUCCGUGUUGCAACGAAGCCAAAUGUGUUUGCUCCGAGGCAAGAAUGGAGGCGCCCACGGGCGCCUGCCUUUUCUGGGGCAUUCCCGGCGCCGCCAUUUGUUCCUGAUGAAGUGGAGCAGGAUGAGUGGCUCAGCGAAGACCACUCAAACAAUACAGGGCCUCGUUUGCUCUACACGGAGCGCAAUUUCGGGGAGCUUGAAUUCAUCGAAAACCCGCUGAACAUUGUUUUGUUUCCUUCUGUGGACGAAAAUGCGGCAUCACAGCAAGACGAUGCUUUACAGAGCUCGGGAGGCAACUCUGGGUCGACUGUUCAGCUUCUUCGUGUGAGGGAGAAAAAUGAAACACUGCGUGACAUUCAUAAUCAGCGGCAGCAGAAACGGCCACUAAACUUGCAUCGUGAAUUGACCCGGAGCCUUUCGGUUAAGUUUCAAGACAAACUUCAGAAAUAUAAGGAGCAGCGCAAGCGCCUGGUGAAUGAGCUGCAAACGAAGCGUUAUGAGCGCGCGACAUUUUUGGAGCGUCUCAUGGAUCUGUCACAUGACUUUGAGACUUACACGUGGUCCGCGCUCGGUGAUAAUGCAAUAUUGUUUUCGCGAUUGUUACAGCUCCACUCAGCGCUGCUCGUGAGCCACGCUUGUGAAGAUGAGGGGUCAGAUGGCGUGGACAUCAACUCAACGCGUACAAGGAAUAAGUUAUUCGAUUCAUGCAGCCUGCUUACUCCGUGGAGUGCUGUUCCAAGCGUGCCGAAGUCGAAGUCCCUCGUUGAUUCAGUUUUUCGUUGGCUGUGGGACAAGAUAUUCGAAUUGGAUUCCCGCCGAAAAGCGUAUAGAAAUAGCCUUCCCUUUGGUGAUGCUGCAGUUCUGCGCCUCAGUGCCGCAACAGAUCAGCUAGCACGCAUGUCUGCAAAGCUACGCGCUGCUAGGCUAGCCAGUGCAGCAGCUUCAAGGCGAUUACUGCCGCGUAAAAUCAUUCACACACGGUUUCUUGCGGUAAAGAAUUCUCACUCAUUGACGUCGAAGGAGAGCAAAGUGAUGCAUCGGCUGCUCGUUCACGGGCUGUUCUCUGCAGCAAGUGAUGGGCUAUUACGACGGGCGUGCAUGCAGCUACAAAGCCCGCGACGACAACAACAGCGUGAGGAGAUAAAUGAGUUAUUUCAUCGGGGAGUGGCAAGCCAGCCUGCCGACGCAGGCGCCUUCGCUGAUCUCGAUGCAGAUCUUCAUUUGGUAUGCACUGUUGUGGAUAUACCCGCAGUUUAUCGUCAGCCAAGUGCGGGAAAAGCUUCCCUUUCUCCGCUAGAGGAAGGAAUAUCUGUCACUAACCGAGGGGCCCGUGCAGUAGCCGACAGUUGGAUGCUUGUGGAACUGCUGGAGACGAAGACAUGGAUCCUUUCACGGACUUUUGACGCGGUCACAGGGCGUCUUGCGAAGGAGAAGCUCCUGUCUUCAUUUGCUUCGAAACAGCGAGAGCGUCAGGGUGGUAUUGGCCAGUGGACCUGUCAAGGCUGGAGGGGCCCCACGGAAAGUCGCAUGUAUUUGUGUCACCUCUGUAUACUAAUUGCAUCUUUGCUUGCUCUCGGCCUAGUGAGUAUCAUCAUCAUUGGCAUUAUUCUACUCGCCUGUAAAGUGGUUGCGAGGGCACUGGCUUUCGUGCGGGCAAUCUGUAGGGGCAGAAGCGCUACGUCAAGUAAACAUACUUGUACCGUACCUACAGGCCAGCGUGUGAAGAAUUCGCCACAGCACCGCAUCUCGAUGUCCAAGAUGCCGUCUGUUGAUUGA
Messenger RNA from Eimeria necatrix, 3192 nucleotides. RefSeq lists its product as hypothetical. The record is from RefSeq and is a predicted model, not a curated record. Bases 1 to 3192 code for a protein of 1063 amino acids. NCBI's taxonomy places the organism in Eukaryota, Apicomplexa, Conoidasida, Eucoccidiorida, Eimeriidae. The transcript is spliced from 10 exons.